Molecule: messenger RNA, 4296 nt
Organism: Effrenium voratum
Lineage: Eukaryota; Dinophyceae; Suessiales; Symbiodiniaceae
Source: the annotation of a GenBank genome assembly
AUGACCAUGAGGCCAUGUGGCUUGGCCAACGCAGGCUGGGCUUCUGCCCGUCUCGCGGCAAAGGGCGCGCCGGUGCUGGGCGUGCCGGACGCGGUGCUGGUGGCGAAGCUGCCAGAUUUUUCUGCGCUGGGACUGGCCAGCAGUGCGCGGGCGGCUGCGAACUUGCUCAGGGAUGGCCAGCGCCUGUUGGCCGCCUUCUCCUGCUUCGAGCACGUCUGCACCGAGUGUGGGCCGCAGGGCGUGGCCAAUUCAGCCCGGACCUCUGCGGUGCUGCGGCUGAAGGAGGAGCCAGUGCUGCAGUGCCCGGCAGGCCAGGCUGCGACUUUGUCCUCGCAGCUCACCGCGCAGCACGCCGCCAACGUGCUGCGGGCCGGCGCCAAGUUGGCGCCGGACCUCGCGGCCCCAGCCGACGCGGCGCUGGCGGAGAAGUUGGAGGCGUCCAAUGGCCAGGGCCUGGCCAAUGGCGCUCGGGCCUUUGGCGCCGUGUCGCCCAAGAACGAGACUUCCACGGCCGCCCCGGCGGGCGUCGCCGCGCGAAAAGUCGCGGAACCUUCGCCGCAGAACGCGGCCAGCCUGGCGCGGGCGGCCGCCAAAUCGACCUCUCCCAGCCCUUCGCUGCUGUUUGCGCCCGCCCGCCGCACGUUGGCCACGCUGCAGCAGCUCGCGGCGCGGCACGCGGCCAACGCCGCGCGGAGGUCCGCGGCGGCGCAUCUUCGGGGCGAGCAGCUGCUGGAAGCCACCGCGGCGCGGGGCAGGGAGCUGCUGGCCACUUGCGCCGCCGACUUCUCCGCGCAGGACGUCUCCACCGCGGCGCGAGGCUUCGGCGUCUUCGCGCUUCGCGGCGCGAAUUCGAUGGAGGCGUUGGUGGAGAUGGCGCUGCAGAAGGAGCUGGAGGUGCGGAAUGCAACCAACCUGGUUCGGGCGGUCGCAAAGAUGAAGCGGGAGGACACGCGGCUUUUAUCCCUGCUGCAGGUGCAGCGGAUGGGUGAGCACACACCGCAGGACGCCAGCAACACACUGCGGGCUCUCGCCGCGCUGCUGCUUUCAUCGGAGCUCGUGGUGGGCGAGACGUGCGCAGCUUGCGCACAGAAGAGCUUUGCGUGCGAGCCCAAGCUCCAGGAGCCGUCCAACGCCAUGCGGGCGCCAGCUAAGCUCCGGGCGGACAAGCGGCCGCCGCCUGAAAUGUCCGGCUCCGCCUUCUUGGCGCGGCUGGCGGAGGCCAAUGCGCAGGACCCCGCCAGCUUUGCGCGGGCCUCGGCCGCCCAAGCGCCUCGCUUCGAGCCGCCGCUGCGCGGAACCGCGGCGCUGCUGGGGGCACCGGAGAGAAGCGCGGCAUCUGCGCCGCAGGAUGUGGGCAACGCCUUGCGGGCGCCUGCCACGCUGGAGGUGCCUGGCGCUCCCGCGCUGGCAUCACCAGGCGCCCGCUUUGUCUGCGUGGUGAAGGAAUGCGGGCCUCAGGACACCGGCAAUGCGGUCCGGAGCUUUGCCACGUUGUUAGCCUUCCAUGGGCCGGUGAUGCAGGCCGCCUCCACUGCGAGUCAUUCGCGAUCGAAGGCGCUUUCACUGCAGAACUCCGCCAACGUCGGGCGGAGCUUUGGGCAGUUGGCUGCGUUGGGCAGGGCUCCGCUAGGAUCCUUGGGCGACGGCUUCCGCGAACGGAUGGACAUUGAGCCCUGCAACCUGCAAAACUUCGCCGCCAUGUCGCGGGCCUUUGCCGCUCUCCAGCUGCAAGCCGCCUUCCGGGAGCUGCUCGAAUCGGAGAAAGCCGGCGCGCUGGCCCGUUGGCUGGAGGACUUCGGCCAGGAGGUGGCCAACUUGGUGUGGGCCUGCGGCAGCACACAGGCGAUCCGCUGGCCCUUGAUGGAGGCGGCCGCCAGGUCCGUGUGCCAAGCGCCAAGUACGCUGCAGCCGCAAGAGCCGGCCAACCUGGCGCGAGGGCCCGGCAAGACCUUCUUCCAGGAUGUGCCGCUGAUGGAAGCGCCUGCUGAUGCUGCACUUGCCAAGGUGGAGGAUUUCGGGCCGCAGGGCCCGGCCAACUUGGCCUGGGCCUUCAGUGCCUGCGCCGUGCGCCCCGAGACGUGUUUGGAGGCCACCCGUCGCCAAUUUCAUCGCCUCAAACCGACAUCGCUGGACGCCCAGGACACCUCGAACCUCUUGCGGUCCCUUGCCACCCUGGAGCCCGGCGGCGAAGCAGAUGAGGCGUUGAGUCAGGCCAUCUUCGACACAUUGGGCCAGCUCCUUCCACAGAACAUCGCCAACAGCAUGCGGGCCCUGGCCACCAUGAGCAAGCGUCGAAGGCGGCUGACGGGAGCGCUGGUCUCGGCGGCCAAGGGGUGUCUUACUCCCACCACGGCACCGCAGAACACUUCGAACGUUGGCCGAGCUUUGGCUACUGUCCAGCCCUUGGAGGAGGCCUCAAUGGACGACUCGGCCGCCAACUUCCUCGCGACCGGAGCGACGGAGCUGGACCCGCAGGGCGUGACCAACCUGGCGCGGAGGUCUGCUCAGCUGGUGACCGUCCGCGCGCCUCUGAUGGCUUUAGCCGGCGAUUCCGUGUUCAAGUUCCUGCAGGGCCGACAGCUCGAGGGUCAGCACCCGGCCAACAGCGCGCGGGCGCUCGCGCGGCUCAAGGCGGAGGUGCCGCUGUUGGGAGCUGUUGCAGAACUGGAGCUGCCAAGCCUCAGCAUGCAGAGCUGUGUGGACCUCCAUUGGUCCAUGACCGUUUUCGGCCUCGCGCCAAAAGAUCCAUCGAUGUCGACGGCGGCGAUGGGUUUGGUGGAGGCUUUGGGGGCCGCGCUGGUGAGGGACGUUGAAGACUACGCGCAACUCAUACAGGAGCACCAGGUGUUGAACCUCCGGUCCUUCACUUGGCCGCUGCUGUCGAGCCUCGGCGUGCCGAGUCCCUCGGGCGGCGCCUUUGCUGCGCGGGCGCGCGAGGCCUUGCGCGCCAGGUUCGGGUUUAGAUCUUCGGACAGCCGGGUCUUCGCAUACCUGGAAUACGUCCUGGUGCCGCUGGAGCGUGGCGAGGUUAGGCGACAGGAGGAGAUCUCUGGGGUGCUGGCGUACGAGUCCGGGUACACGGCAGACGAAGCGCCCUCAUUCGAAGCGCCGCUUGUUGCACUGCAGCUGCCGAACUCGCGGCACGUGCGUCGAGAGCUGUGCGCGGAGUUCCAGGGGCUAAAGGCGCUGUGCCGGCUCCUGGCGCCUUGGGAGUCGGCUGCGGGGGUGGUGUCCGUGUUCACCAGCAUCAGCCCCUGCCUCUCCUGCGUGAGUGCGCUAUGGCAGUUCCGGCUCCGAUUCCCGGAAGUCUCGCUCGACGCCUGUGACGAUCAGCUGCAAGCCCUUCGUGCCCUGCGCCUGGCUGGCUUGCACGAGGAGGUUCUAACUUUGUGCCUAGAGUCCGAGCUUACCUGCUCGGAAGCCUAUGGCGAGCGGAUCGCUUCCAUGCAGGCCCUGGGCAUGAACGCGGAGGCCCUGGACCUCUUGGGUGAGAUGAGGAACCGGGAGCUACAGCCGGACCUGUCGUGCUACAACCAGCUCCUGAGAUUUCACGCGCAGAACAGGUCCACGGACCAGGCGCUGCGGCUUCUGAACGCUCUGCGCGCCGAGCGCCUCACGCCCGACCAGCAUACCUACGACUUUGCCCUGGGCGCCUGCAAGAGCCGGAAACAAUGGGAGAACAUCAUUCACCUGCUGGACCAGAUGAAGGAGGACAAGGUGAAGCUUAACGAGUCGAGCUACCGGACGGUGAUGCAUGGCUUGUCCUACUCACCGCACCACCAGCGGUGCCUGGAGCUCUACUUUGAGAUGCGCGAGAACGGCAUCUCUCCUCAAGAGCCUCACCUUUGCGCGCUGCUUCGGGCGCUCUUCGGUGAGGAGGGUCAGAAGAGAGACCAGGACAAGGGCCUGGAGGUGUUUCAGAGCCUGGUGGAUGACAGCAGUGUGAAGUUGUCGCAGGUGCACUUCGAUCAGGCCAUUUCAGUGUGCGAGAAGGCCGGGCGGUGGCGUGGCAUCCUGGCCCUGGCCACUGCCAUGGCCGGGCGGAACCUCAACCCCCACUCCAUGACCUGCAACGCCGUGCUCAAGGCCUGCGUGCAGCUGGGGAAGUGGGAUGUGGCGCUGAAGCUGCUGGGGACCAUGGACCGCGACGGCACCGACCUGGACCGCAUCGCCUACCUCACCGUGCUUGUUGCCUGCGCAAGGGCGCGGCAAUGGGAGGAGGUCCUGCGACUCUACGCGGAGGUGCAGGAGAAUUUGAGAUCCGAGCCGGGAGGUUUUUCAUGUGGUUUGAGGUAA